ACAGUUCGGCGAUAUAGGGAGAAAUAUGGCUUCUUGUCGCUGUGGUCGUUGUGCGAUGUGUUUGCAGAGAAUGAAAAUGGCUCAAUCGCAAAACGGCCGAUUUGGAUGCAAGACCUCAUGCGACCUGCGCCGGGAAGUCAGCGAUCUGCGAGAUAUGGUUGUGCAGCAGGGUCAGCAGCUAAAUCGUUUGCUUAGCAAUCAGAGCUGUUCUAUGCCGCCGGACAACUCCACGAGCUGUGGCCCGAGGUCAAGUAAUGGAGCCUCCGCCAACAAUCAAUACCAAGCCAGUAAUACCCAAAAUGCUUGUUCCACCAAUAACGCCAAUAAUGCCGGUUGCGCAAUGAGUGUAGCUGCUGCGGCUCUAAAUAAUCAAUGCGGUGUGGGAGGAGCCGGGAUUGCGCCUAAUAAUCAAUGCGGCAUGGGUGGAGCUACAGUAGCAGCCAACAAUCAAUGCGGGAUGGGUGGAGCUUCAGUAGCAGCCAACAAUCAAUGCGGGAUGGGUGGAGCUACAGUAGCAGCCACCAAUCAAUGCGGGACGGCUGGGGCUAAUAAUCAAUUCGGAUUGAAUAAUUUCGGCUGCGGUGGGCCGGGAAAUAUGGCCGAUAACAACCAAUAUGGUGGCAUGUGCCCUAUUCCGGAAUAUGGACCCCAGCAAGGUACUUGUGGAGGUCCGCCGCGUGGGGGAAUGGACGGUAGGGAUACAUGUCCCGGAAAAUGCAGCGGACAAAGCACGGUUCGAUUGUCUAAUGUUAAGAACAUCAAAAACUUAAAACCCGACGUACUGUACCAUUUGGGUCUUGACACAGCCAGCAUGGACUUCCGUAAGGAAUUCGGCGAUGUCAAGUACGUUGUCAUGGGUAGCACGGAUGAAAGUGUGCUAAGCUUUGCAAAGCGCAUGAUGAAGGAUUUGGAUCUACCCUCUGGAAAUCCGGUAAACAUAGCCAAGUCUGGCAAUCGCUAUGCCAUGUACAAGGUUGGUCCCGUGCUAUGCGUUAGCCAUGGGAUGGGAGCGCCCUCAGUAAGCGCAGUUAUGAACGAAGUAAUUAAGUUGGUGUACCAUGCCAAUAUUCAGGAUCCGAUUUUUUUUCGGAUAGGCGCCAGUGGGGGGUUGAACGUAAAGCCUGGAACGGUGGUGAUUUCUGAGCAAGCUCUGGAUGGUCAGUUGCGCAGCGCCCACGAAGUGGUUGUGCGAGGUAAGGCCGAGCAACGGCCCACUACGUUGGAUGCGCAACUUGCUCGUGAGGUGGCCGAUUUUGCUCGACCAGAAGAUGGAUUCCAAACCGUUCUUGGUAAGACAAUGUGCACCAAUGACUUCUAUGAAGGACAGACGCGCACCGACGGUGCCUUUGCGGACUACACCGACAAUGACAAAAUAAAUUAUCUACAAAAGCUCAAAAAUCAGGGCAUAACAAACAUAGAUAUGGAAAGUGCUCCUUUCGCCGCUUUCACAAAGCAGGCUAACAUACGCAGUGCUAACGUGUGUGUCGCCAACUUAGAUCGCCUCAAAGGCGAUAAUAUAAACGCUGACAAGGAGGAGCUAGAAAACUGGUCGCGCCGGCCGCAAAGAAUUGUCUCACGCUAUAUUCGCAACCAAGAGCUUGGACCUGACGCACUCAUAAGUGACGAUGAAGAUGAUGUACCGCCAUCUAUUCUUCGAAACUCCAGAAAGCCAAGCUGUGUAAGCUCUCGCUGCUCCAUGGUACCAGAACGUUAAUCCAAUCAAAUUUUCAAGUACUUUAUCUCCUAGUUUAUUCUACUUCUCCUACUCUACUUUCUGGCAAGCACAACCACCUAACAAUAGCCCAAUAAAUAAUAGACUCAAUUUUA
This is a messenger RNA of Scaptodrosophila lebanonensis, 1827 nucleotides long. Its product is annotated as uridine phosphorylase 1-like. The transcript has 5 exons. Gene Ontology annotation, cellular component: cytosol; cytoplasm. The record is from RefSeq and is a predicted model, not a curated record. Gene Ontology annotation, molecular function: uridine phosphorylase activity. Gene Ontology annotation, biological process: nucleotide catabolic process; uridine catabolic process. The coding region runs from base 26 to 1714 and encodes 562 amino acids. NCBI's taxonomy places the organism in Eukaryota, Metazoa, Arthropoda, Insecta, Diptera, Drosophilidae.